AUGGUUUGUAAGCCAGAAGUGAGAACCCCUGGACCAGGGGCCCUCCAGGGCAGCCGAAGGGACGACGCUGUGUCCACAGGGACACCGGACAGGCCACUCGAAGUGCCACAGGAAGUGCCAGACGGGGCCUUCCACCCCCUGGAGAAGACGGGCCUGAGGCAGGGGCGUGGAGUGCGGCCCCUGCUCCGACCCUCUUGCACGGAGGGGGAUGGGGAACCUUCUGGAGGCUGGUGGGACGGGAUGAGCUUCCCAUGCGACCACCCUCAGCCCAGUUUCAGGCGGGUGCCCAGCCCCAGCCCCGCCCUGCCCCCCACAAAGCCACGGGACCCCGAGUCCCUGGUCCGGGGCUACCUGCCCCCCACAAAGCCACGGGACCCCGAGUCCCUGGUCCGGGGCUACCUGCCCCCCACAAAGCCACGGGACCCCGAGUCCCUGGUCCGGGGCUACCUGCCCCCCACAAAGCCACGGGACCCCGAGUCCCUGGUCCGGGGCUACCUGCCCCCCACAAAGCCACGGGACCCCGAGUCCCUGGUCCGGGGCUACCUGCCCCCCACAAAGCCACGGGACCCCGAGUCCCUGGUCCGGGGCUACCUGCCCCCCACAAAGCCACGGGACCCCGAGUCCCUGGUCCGGGGCUACCUGCCCCCCACAAAGCCACGGGACCCCGAGUCCCUGGUCCGGGGCUGGGCCCAGCAGCCCCCAGCCCCCGAAGGAGUCCCGAGCCGCUGGCGAGGAUCCCCCUUGGGGGGCCCGAGGCUGCUGAACAGGCUGCGAACCCCCGCCCGCCCCCCCGCACCCCGGGGUGUGAGGAGUCCCAGCCGCGGCGGGAGCGGUUCUAAGGUGAGAUUUAAUGAGGGGCCUGGGAAGAAUGAAUUCUAUUACACAAUCUUACCUCCCAGCCUGCCCUGA
Molecule: messenger RNA, 909 nt
Organism: Myotis brandtii (Brandt's bat)
Lineage: Eukaryota; Metazoa; Chordata; Mammalia; Chiroptera; Vespertilionidae
Product: basic salivary proline-rich protein 2-like
Exons: 3
Coding region: 1-909 (302 amino acids)
Source: RefSeq, a predicted model, not a curated record